Mugil cephalus (flathead mullet) is the source of this 2104-nucleotide messenger RNA. Its product is annotated as CD209 antigen-like protein C. The record is from RefSeq and is a predicted model, not a curated record. Bases 37 to 831 code for a protein of 264 amino acids. The transcript is spliced from 8 exons. Lineage: Eukaryota; Metazoa; Chordata; Actinopteri; Mugiliformes; Mugilidae.
UUCAGCGUCGACACGUUUGUCCCUCUACACUGAAAUAUGGAGAUGGUUUCCUAUGAUGAGGAUCCUGAAUUCUCAAUGGUGUAUGAAAACUUCAGUGAAGUUUCAGACAGGAAAGCUGCAGUAAAGAGCCCCUCUGCUGAAGACAAAAAAGGGACUGCUGCAGAACCUGACACAGGAGUAAAAAUCUGCCGGCUGGUUGCUGUGGGCCUUGGACUCAUGUGUAUCAUACAAGCUGCUCUCAACAUUUCCCUGCGUCUUGCACACUUUUCCCUGAAUAAUUCUCUGACUGAAGAGAGGGACGAGUGUAAGAAGAUCAACCUUGGUAUAGAAGCCAGAUUCAGAAAUCUGACUGAAGAGAGAGAUGAGCUGUACAGAACUGUCUAUGAUACUACAGUCAUUAUUCAAAAUCUAACCAAAGAGAGAAAUGAGCUGAAAAGGAUGCUUAAUGACUCUACCCAACAGGUGUGGGUGUCUUUCAACGGCAGUUUUUACUACGUUUCUUCUACAAAGAAAACCUGGCAAGACAGUAGAAAUGACUGUCUUCAAAGAGGUGCGGACCUCAUGAUUAUCAACAGUCAAGAAGAGCAGAACUUUGCACGCCGAUUCAGAAAGUACAUGUGGGUUGGACUGAAUGACAAACAGACUGAAGGAAGAUGGGAAUGGGUGAAUGGGAACGCAAUGACCACAAGCUACUGGAGUGAAGGUGAGCCUAAUGGUGGCAGACGCGAAAACUGUGGCAAUGUAAAGAAUUUUGAAUACGACUACAGCUGGAAUGAUGAAGACUGUUCCACUUCACUCUUCUGGGUAUGUGAAAAGAAGACUUUCCCGUAACUCUGCCUCUGCACCUGCAAGACAACAAAAAAGACAAGGCAGUGAUGUGGACGCCUCAAAUGCAGCUGAACAGAAGACGUAACAUUACUAUUUGUUAUCAUUUUUAGAUGUGAAUACCAUUUACAGAUUUGCUAGCUUAGUGUGUAUGUAGUUUUAAAGGCAUGUACAUAGAAAUAAAUGAAUAGAAAUCUGUAGUCGAUUGUAUCACCCUUGAUGAACCUUUAAAUAACAUCUACAAUGUUCUCAUUUGCUGUCAUUAAACUAAAUGACUAACUGCUCAUAAUUAGGAACAGGGACAUGACAUACUGUAUUUGAUGGUGUUUUAGCUGUUUAUCAAAACACAUUCAAGUCACAGUUAUAUAAUGAAUGUGUCAAUGCCAAUGCCAGUUCAUCAACAGAUGUUAAGCAAAGUGCUAUAUAGAGUAAAUAAGGCAGAAUACAUCAAACAUAUAAACACACAGUCAACACAAAAACAAUACAAUGAAGAGGAAGAUGUAAAUAAAUAAUGCUAAAUAAAAAGUACUAUAUUAAACCCCUCAAACUGAAUUAAAUGCCAAAAAAUACAAAUGAGCUUCAAGAGAGGAUUUUAAAAUAUGAAGAGGCUGACUGUUUCAGACUCCAGGAGCUGCAGCAGAGAAAGUACGAUCUCCCCCGUGCUUCAACCUUGUUCUUGGGACAACCUCAAGACAAUGGUCUGCAGCCCUGAAUAACCUUAGUUUGACUUAAUGAGAUCAGAGAGAAUUAAGUGCAGACUCUGGACUUCAAUUUGAAGGUCAGAUCACAACUUUUUAUAUAUAUAUAUACAACUUGAUUUUCUCAUCUGACUAAAAAUGUUUUCUAAUCUAGACAGAUGAUGGUUUUCCAAUGCAGUUCUUUUUGUCCAACCUAUUGUAAGUGGGUACAUUACUCCAGUAAAUUGUCUUGGUCCUCUGGGGAAUCAACAAGCGUUGAUUAGAUCUGUGUUGUAUUUUAACUUCUAUGUUAAAUAAAGGUCACUACUUUAUAAAACUUAAACUCUGUACUCUGUUGCUAUACUGUUGCUGUUUUACAAGCCUAUUUCUAGUGUGUUUGAGCGAACACAUCAGUCGUUCUGUUUUUCUUGUUUCUCAUUUUUACUCUUGGUCAGACUUUCUGGCACUCUCCAACUCUGAAAGUCCUUUCACGUCUUUUUAAAAACAUUUUUAACUAAGAACAAACAUGGUCUUCAUCAUCUUGAUGUUUAAAAAAGAGUCCAGCAGAGGAAGGUAGUGCUUUACUAUGAUGCAUAUGAAAA